GAAUGGUUUUUGAAGGGCUAAGGAAUGAGAUAAAGAGUCACAGUACAGACAGUGGAACGGAAACGAGCACAUCCGGACAGCCUCGAUUUUAGUCAAAAUAUUCGGAGAGGCCAAGCAGGAAAUAGGGAAUUAGAUCGACGACGCGUGCUGGAGGCUGUAUUUCCAGCCCACUAGAAUUGUGCACCGUAUGCCGUUGCCGGCGUUGCAGCUUCGCUCUUGCGUUCUGUGUCUGUCUGUCUUUCUUGCGACUUGCUGCAGGGGAGACGAGUUUAGGUCUCCGUUACUCGUGCGCAGAGAAUUGUCGGCAUGGAUUCUUUGUUGAGGAGGAUUUUACGCCCGUCGUAGUCGCAAAACCUAGAACCCUUCGAGGGCCGGGGCAGCUGCAGCUGUCCUGUCGCGAGCGUUCGGGGUUCAGGAGAUUCCGGAUAGAUGUCAUUUCUUGGCGAAGUCCUUUGACUCGGAAAGUUGGCGUGUUGUUGCCUUAGAGAGCAGCAGGCGUGCCCGUGCGACGACUGGUGCGGAGGUAAUAAUCUCCCCGCGCUGCACAGUUGCUCUUUUAUGCCACGGACGUCGGUGGCCGGUCGCGCCAAUGUUUGCUCCCGGGUGAUGUGUGUGUGGGUGGGGUGGUGCUCGAGGCUCCGUAGUUGUUGUUUCAGGAGGGUGUGAUUGAGGUCGAGCUCUAGCAUGGCGGAUGUGUUGGACACUCCUCCAGAACCUCUAGCGGGGACUGAUAGACGAAGAGAUCGUUCUGCUGAUCGGAAGGAGAAGGCAGCUGCGGAUGACCGGAGACGUGAUCGAGAACCGCGUGAACGCAGAGAAGAGCGACCCGCAGGUGAGAGAGACGAUCGACCACCACGACGUGAGCACCACGAGAGAAGGGCUGGUCAGGAAGGAGGGACUGUAGCUGAGCGCCGGGAGCGAGAUAGGGAGUACAAGCGUCGGAAAAGCCCUAGUCCUCCUCCAUUCCACCGGGAUCGACGUCAUUCUCCACCCAUGCGACGAUCUCCUCCUUAUAAGCGGUCGCGAAGGGAUGACGAGAGUGAUGGUGCCCGACGGGGCUCACCACCUCGAGUCAUCCCUGGUGCUGGAGAUGACAUUGGAAGAGCUUCGGGGUUUUCCGGUGAUCGUAGGCAUUUGGAUCACUUGAUAUUGUGAGAGGCCCUCUCCUCCUCUACGAGGCUCACAUUGAUCGUAUUGUGAAUAUAAGAUUAGUUCUUUCUCGUGCCCAUCAUGAUGUGGCUCCACGGCAAGCAGUUGCCUGCUUUCCUCUGAAAGUAAUUUGAGUGACUAGCAAGGAAGACAAAUGUUCUCCGAAUGACAUUUGUCUUCUUAGUGCGAGGACACCGGUCAAACAUCACACUCAUUGUCGAUCCAAUCAGGAGAGAAUGGGAGGGAGAGAAUUAGAGGAGAGUAGUCUUUCAUCUGGCCAUAUUCUGGAGACGGAUAAUAGUCAGCCAGUGGCAUCGUCGCUGAAUUCGAAUCAGUCUUGGCUGUCACUACCUAAGCAGACAUUAGGACGAUCAGAGAGCAUGGCGCCCAACAAGAGCAAUGAGAGGUAUGGCUAUGACGGCAUGGGCCCGUAUGAUGGCCGAGGAGGUCAAGGAGGUCGUGGAUAUGGUGGAGACGAAAGAGGGCAGGGGCGUCAUGGAGGAUCUCGUUCGAACUUCCAUGGUGGUCCGCCUGCGGACUGGCCUGGACCUGGGCGCACGGGAUUCAGCGACGGUCCAUAUUCAACCAUGUAUGGCGGCCCGCCUUCUCGCAGGGAGGGAUUAAUGUCCUACAAACAGUUUAUUGCUGAACUGGAAGACGACAUCUUGCCUGCAGAAGCAGAGCGGAGAUACGAGGAGUACAAGGCAGAAUUCAUUACUACUCAAAAGCGAGCCUUUUUUGAACAACACAAGGAUGAUGAUUGGCUGCGAGAGAAGUAUGAUCCAUCUCGACUAGAGGCAGUCUUGUCCAGGAGAAAUGAAAACGCGAAGACUUUGGCGAAAGAUUUUCAAACGGACUUGCAAGCAGGCAACUUGGAUGUGGGUCCAACUGCCGUCGUAUUUCAAUCUGCUAUCAAGGAAGGAGAACCAGGGUCUGAAGAAGAGGUGGAUGCCCACGGGAAGAGGAGGAAACAACCUGGUGGUUUGUCCAAAGAUCGGGAGUUUGACGCGGCUCCGAAGGCUCCCUCAGCGUUGGCAGAUGCGAAAAGAGUUCCUAAGGACAUCGACCAAGCACGCGCGUUGAUAAAGAAACUUGAUGCGGAAAAAGGCAUCGAGGGCAAUAUACUGCUUACUUCUGGAAAUUCGAACCUAGAGGGUGAGAAAUCAAUGAGUGGCGUUUCGUUAGGCACGAUAGUUAUCAUCAGAGGUGCCAACCAGGUCAAAGGGCUGGAAGGACUUGAACUUAUGGACGUUAUGCUAACGUACUUAUGGCGCAUUCAUUCUCUCGAUUACUACGGCAUGGUGGAGCUGAAAGACGCCCCCAAAGGCCUGAGACACGUGAGAGGGCCAGAAACUAAAGGAGGAGACGAAAGUGCACUGCAAGUAGCAGCUGCUGACUGGGAGAAGAAACUUGACUCAAUGUGGCAGAGUAGAUUACAAGGUCAAGAUCUUAUCGAGGCUAUGCUCGGUAGGGACAAACUUGAAGCGACAGCGAACGAAGCUUUGGAUCCUUUUGUGAGGAAAAUUCGAGAUGAAAAGUACGGUUGGAAAUAUGGUUGUGGAGCCAAGGGCUGUACGAAGCUAUUCCACGGCCCAGAAUAUGUGCAUAAGCAUUUAAAGCUGAAGCACUCUGAGCUCGUAAGUGAUGUGGUGGCGAAAGCACGUGAAGAAUUGUAUUUUCAAAAUUACAUGAACGACGCUGACGCCCCUGGAGCCAAUCAGUCCUUUACUUCUCAGCCUGGACCUAGAGAGAAGAAUAGAAGACGAAGAACUGGGGUUGCUGCUAGCGGGAUGGGUACUUUCCCAGGUGGUGCGGAUCGAAUGUCGAGUGAACGCAAUCCAAAUGCUGCUCUACCACUUGCUGGUUCCAGUAGAGGACCACGUGAUGGUGUCGAGCGCUUUGAUCGAGGUGGGGGCCGGGAGAAUGAGAGGUCGGAUAGAGUCGGUCACGAGGAGGAGCAGCGUUAUGAUCGAGGAGGUGACCAUUCUCCACCGAGCAGAGAUUUUGCCACAAUGGGUGGUGGGGCUGCCUUCGACGGAGGACCGGCAGGACCUUUUGAAGGCGGCCCUUCUGACACACCAAUGUUCGAUCCAUUCAGUGGUCCCCCUUUGAGGGGUCCUCCAUUUGGUUCUGACAUUCCACCACCUCCUCCUGUCUUAAUGCCGGUACCUGGGGCAGGGCCACUUGGUCCUUUUGUUCCAGCUCCGCCGGAGGUGGCCAUGAGGAUGUUAAGAGAACAAGGCGGGCCACCUCCUUUUCACCCCGGUGCCUUUGACGGAAACUUCGAGGCCGAGGGCAAUGGUGGAGGUGGUGGUGGUGCUGGCCCACGUGGUCGCAAGGGACGGGGUGGUGUUAGUGGUGGGCAUGGAAUGGGUGGGGGUAUGAUGGAUAAUGCACCCAUGAUGCUCCCUCUAUCUCAGUCCAUCCGCCAUGACCCGCGAAACGUCCGAAGCUAUCACGAUCUUGAUGCUCCUGAAGAUGAAGUAACCGUGAUUGAUUACCGCAGUCUUUAGGCCUCUACUAAAACCUACAGCUUUGUACGCAGUAGCGUUCUCGAUCCAAAAGUAAACGUGACAGAUUUUCAUCUUCAAAGGAGGCUUGUGUCCAUGUGGAUUCAUUGCUAGUGUCUCAGUCUGAUCCCUGCUCUUUGAUUUAGAGCAUAGAGUUGAAUGCACCUUAAGGAGGAUAAUUACCGACUUCUUGUAAUCAGUGGUUGUGUGCGGAUAUCGGCACGAAGUUAAAGGUCGGUAUAGAUACAUCUGCUUUUUGCAUGUUUGUUUUGAGGUUUUUUGCAGAUUAUGUGUGGUGCAAAUUCUUUUCGAUUCGAGGCUUUUGGCAGUUGCAGAAGGCGAUUUUAGAUUCCGGACUUAUACGUAGAUGGUGACGGUCACGGGAUUCGUGAUUUGAUUAAUGGUUGGGUUUUUUGGACUGGUAUGUGGCCUAAGGGAUUUCUCUUGCGACGUAACGAGUGAGCGUUGAUCGAGUCGAGUUUUAAAGUUGGCUUGUACCACCUUCUUAGUUUGCCAAGAAAGAUGUUUGGGGUUGAGUCCAGAUACUUGUAACUGGAGUCAACCAAUUUGUUGUGAAGUAAGGCUGCAGCUUGUUCUUUUACCUCUGAGGCAUGCAGUGUGUUGAGAUUCUCGUCUAGCCUUAGACCUGUACAAAUGCUCGUCUCUCCGAGACUUCAAGUUUAUGGCUCGUUCUUGCCCUAUGCGUAGACGGUCAUCUCCCUCAUCUGUCAAAUAUUACAAGGCCACUUUUGGUCCAAACGCGAACG
Marchantia polymorpha subsp. ruderalis is the source of this 4426-nucleotide messenger RNA. The record is from the annotation of a GenBank genome assembly. NCBI's taxonomy places the organism in Eukaryota, Viridiplantae, Streptophyta, Marchantiopsida, Marchantiales, Marchantiaceae.